Messenger RNA from Vitis riparia (riverbank grape), 240 nucleotides. RefSeq lists its product as uncharacterized. The transcript has a single exon. The record is from RefSeq and is a predicted model, not a curated record. NCBI's taxonomy places the organism in Eukaryota, Viridiplantae, Streptophyta, Magnoliopsida, Vitales, Vitaceae. The coding region runs from base 52 to 240 and encodes 62 amino acids.
UCAUCGGCAGUUGCAUCCUGGUAUUGCUGGUAUUCUGACACCAAAUCAUUCAUGUUGCUCUCUGCUUCCGUGAAUUCCAUCUCAUCCAUUCCUUCCCCAGUAUACCUGUGCAAGAAAGCCUUGUGCCUGAACAUGGCUGUGAACUGCUCGCUCACCCUCCUGAACAUCUCCUGGAUUGAAGUGGAGUUCCCCACAAAUGUAGAUGUCAUCUUCAGACCUCUUGGUGGGAUAUCGUGUUAA